GGUGGGACCUAGGAUUUGCGCAAAACCGCGCGCAAGGGGAGGGAUUCCCGUAUGUGCACGCGCCUCGUGCACGCGCUGUGCACCACGUGACUUGGCAUCGCCAAUUGCGGUGCGUUAUAAUGUGGGGGUGACGCGCGCGCACGAGAUAAGCGAGCGAGCGAGUGAAAAAGCCACCGGAGAGAAAAAGAGCGGGAGAGACGGCACCAUGUCUGAGGAGAAGCCCAAGGAAGGUGUAAAGACUGAAAAUGAUCACAUCAAUCUCAAGGUGGCAGGGCAGGAUGGAUCUGUCGUCCAGUUUAAAAUAAAGCGACACACUCCUCUCAGCAAGUUAAUGAAAGCAUACUGUGACAGACAGGGUUUGUCAAUGAGACAAAUACGGUUCAGGUUUGAUGGUCAGCCUAUAAAUGAAACGGACACCCCUGCACAGCUGGAGAUGGAGGAUGAAGAUACUAUUGAUGUAUUUCAACAACAGACAGGUGGCGUGUGCUAAGCUCCUUCACCAGAAAGGAUGAAGCCCAACGAGCCUUCUUGCACCAAACUUCCCACUUCUUUCCUUCAAAACAAUGAACAUGCUGAUCACACAACAUUUCUGAAAACGUUAGCGGACUAUCCAGAAAAUGUUUUGAUUUAUCUGUUUUUUCUUUUUUGCCCUACUUGCAAGCGUUGGAAGUUUUGUUGUUAAGAGGGCCAAUAUCAAGAAUCAAUAUUUCCUG
Messenger RNA from Nanorana parkeri, 713 nucleotides. Its product is annotated as small ubiquitin-related modifier 3. Gene Ontology annotation, molecular function: protein tag activity; ubiquitin-like protein ligase binding. The transcript has 4 exons. Gene Ontology annotation, biological process: protein sumoylation. Bases 206 to 490 code for a protein of 94 amino acids. The record is from RefSeq and is a predicted model, not a curated record. Gene Ontology annotation, cellular component: nucleus. NCBI's taxonomy places the organism in Eukaryota, Metazoa, Chordata, Amphibia, Anura, Dicroglossidae.